Arctia plantaginis is the source of this 999-nucleotide messenger RNA. The record is from the annotation of a GenBank genome assembly. NCBI's taxonomy places the organism in Eukaryota, Metazoa, Arthropoda, Insecta, Lepidoptera, Erebidae.
AUGAAGGUUCUGGCCGUAGUAUUGCUGGCCCUGGUGGCCUCCGUCCACUCCAGAAACAUUAACGUCGAAGAUGUAAUUGACCUGGAAGACCUCACUGCAUAUGGAUAUCUUGAUAAAGUCGGUCGUCCUUUAGCCGAUAAGAUCCGUUUAGCGGAGUCUCAACCGAGUUCCAGAAUUACUGGUGGUCAAGCCUCGAGCCCAGGGCAGAUUCCUUACCAGGUUGGUCUUCUUGUUCGGUUUGGAAAUGGGCAGGGUGUAUGUGGUGGGGCUAUUGUCAAUGCAAAUAGGGUACUCACAGCAGCCCAUUGCUGGUUUGACGGACAAAAUCAGGGGACAAGUGUAGAAGUUGUAGCUGGUUCAAUUAGACUGUUCUCUGGCGGUCAAAGGAUUACUACCAAUAGUGUUUCCAUGCACGCUAGUUGGAACCCGAGUUUAAUUCGUAAUGAUAUUGGAAUCCUUAACCUGCCUAUUCAUAUUUGGCUGUCAGGCGCUGUUUCUAACAUUGCCCUGCCUUCUGGCAGCCUGAUCAACGAACACUUCGCCAAUGAGAUUGGAAUUGCUUCAGGAUUUGGACGUACUGGCGACGGCCCUAAUCACGGUAUUACGACGAACCAAGUCCUCAGUCACGUCAGCCUACCAAUAAUGACUAAUGCUGACUGUUGGCGCUCGUUCCCCAUGAUUCUCCAAGGAAGCAACAUUUGUACCAGCGGUGCUAACGGCAGGAGUACUUGCCAAGGUGACUCCGGCGGUCCUCUUGCUGUUACUAGGAGCGGCCAUCCCGUACUGGUUGGUCUGACCUCUUUCGGUUCUGCUCGAGGCUGUCAGCAAGGCUUCCCUGCUGUCCUGCGACGUGCUAGACUUGCGCUUGUAGAACGACGUGGCGGAAUUCCACAUGCUUCUCCACCAACGCUAGUGUUCUAUGGAGCACUGUGCGCGCUUUGGCCCUCGCAGUCGUGGCUGGCUUUGGAUUUUGGGGAAUACGGCACAAGUGAACACUGA